Messenger RNA from Camelina sativa (false flax), 1392 nucleotides. Its product is annotated as putative F-box/LRR-repeat protein At3g28410. NCBI's taxonomy places the organism in Eukaryota, Viridiplantae, Streptophyta, Magnoliopsida, Brassicales, Brassicaceae. Gene Ontology annotation, molecular function: protein binding. The record is from RefSeq and is a predicted model, not a curated record.
AUGGCGAACAGGCGAGGGAGACGGGGGUGCCGAAAACGUGGUAAAAACCAUAGCCACUGCAGAAUCCAACACGGUGCAGAUUUCAUCAACUCUAUGCCAGAUGACAUCCUUCAACAUAUUCUCUCCUUUAUUCCCACCGAUUUGGCCAUGAGAACUUGCGUCUUAUCCAGACGGUGGAGGCAUGUAUGGUGCGAGACACCUUCUCUCUACAUCCAUGAGUUUAGACUAAAGGAUGGAGCGAUAAACCAAACCCUAACUUCCUACAAGGCUCCCAAUAUCACUAGUUGCGAUCUUAUUAUGAGGGCUGAUUACAAUGCAGCCAAGGUUAAUAACUGGAUCGAGUUCGUUCUCUCCCGCAAUGUGCAGAAGCUGUCUGUGUCCAUUGUAGAUUUUACAUACUCCAAGACUUACAGUUUUCCGGAUAUCUUCUAUCUAAGUUCCUCUCUAAAGCAACUCACCGUGGUAGUGGACUUUUGUGAUAUGAUUCCCGGUUGCAUAGUGUCUUGGAAAUCCCUAAGGAACUUGUCGCUGCUUGCUUGUAGACUUUCAGAUGAAUCCAUUGAUAAUAUUCUCUCUGGCUGUCCAAUCCUCGAAAGCUUGACACUGGACAAUUGCACAUUACUUGAGCGUCUUGAUCUGAGUAAAUCACCGAGUUUGAGGAUAUUGGAUAUAGAUCGGGAGUGUCUGACUUCAGGGCCAGUUGUGAUUAUAGCGCCACACAUCCAUCGUUUGAGAUUGAGAUACUCGGUGUCACCAUCUACUUUAGUGGAUGUCUCCUCUUUGACCGAAGCUGACCUUAACAUUGUCUGUCUCUCACUGUUUCCCUCGAAGGCUGAUUUUUAUCAAACCAUGGCGCUGGAGAUGCUAGCAAAAUCACACAACGUAGAGAGGCUUACUCUUGGGGAAACCCUUCUUCAGAUUCUGUCUCUCGCCGAGCUCCGUGGUGUUCCUUUCCCAACGCUCAAGGUCCAAACUUUGAUUGUUAAAACGGAGUUUGUUCGAUCCAUUAUCCCUGGUAUAUCAAGGUUACUACAGAAUUCACCUGGAUUAAAGAAGCUAACAUUGCAUACAAUGCACAGCCACGACAUAAUGGAUAUGCGUCGUUUAAAAGGCUUAAUUCCGGAUCAGCACUGUUGGAGAUCAACAUGUGAGGUGUUUCCUACAUCAAAGGAGAUCUAUAACAUGUUGGGUUGUAAUGAUGCAACGUCGAAAUUCUUGGCUUCGUUCAUUGAAUUAGUGGUGAGAAACGCAAAGACACUUGAGAGGAUGGUUAUAUGGUUGGGAGGUAGUUACUUUAAUGAUGCACAGUGGUUCGAAGAGAUGCUUCAGAUGGUUGAAACGAUUUCUCACAACAAUAAUGUCUCCAUUGUGCUCAAACGAAGCAAUUGCUAA